GAUUUUUGAAAACCUCCUUUGUAAGACAGGUAUGCUUUUGUUUGAGAGUUUUGGCUGAACCUGUCUUGUUCUGUUUUCCAGAGAAACUAUUUGAACCAGAAUCCUCAACAUGCCUCGUAGAGAAAUACCCUUGACACUUUUGCUCCUUAUGUUUACAAGCACCUCAGAAGAUUGUACUUUACGUACUCGCAUUACUGCAGUUGAAGGGGAACCUUUCUAUCUGAAAUAUUGCCCUUCUUCAUCUGAGCAUAAGAAUGAAACCACCACCAUAAAAUGGUACAAAUGCAGUGGAUCACAUGGCCCCGUGGAGCUAAACUCAAGCAGAUCACCCAGAAUUGCUCUGCGUGAUUAUGUUUUGGAGUUUUGGCCAGUUGAGUUGGACGACAGUGGAUCUUACUCUUUCCAAAUGGGAAAUGAUUCUCAUGAAUGGAAAUUAAAUGUCAUCGGAAGAAGUAGAAACAGCUGUUUUACUGAAAAACAAGUGACGAGUAAAAUUGUGGAAGUUAAAAAAUCUUUGCAGAUAAACUGUGAACAUAGUUACUAUAAACCGCCAGCCGGCAGAACGUUGUUGUAUAAGAACUGUGAGAAGAUAGAGAGCAAUAAAAACUCAUCUUUACGGAAGAAUGCAGAGUUUCAAGAUCAGGGAUAUUACACCUGCAUGUUUUUCCUUCAUCAUAAUGGCAAAGUAUUUAACGUCACCAAGACCUUCAAUAUAACAAUAGUUGGAGAUCGCAGUAAUGUAAUUCCAGUUCUUCUUGGACCAAAGCUUAACUAUGUUAAAGUGGAAUUAGGAAAAGAUGUACAGCUCAACUGUUCUGCUUUGCUGAAUGAAAAGGGUGUGGUUUAUUGGAACUUCUGGAAAGAAAAUGAAACUGAUCCUAAUGAACAUGAAGAGCAAGAAACAAGAAUUAGGACUUCAGAAGGCAAAAGUUAUGCUUCAAGAAUUUUGAGAAUUGAGAAUAUUAAUGAAAAAAAUCUAAAUUUUUCAUAUAAUUGCACUGUGGCCAGCGAGGGAGGCACAGACACCAAAACCUUCAUCUUGGUGAAAAAAGAAGAUAUGGUUGAUAUCCCAGGCCACGUCUUCACUAGAGGAAUGGUCAUAGCUGUUUUGAUCUCGGUGGUAGCUGUGUGCGUAGUGACCAUGGGUGUCAUUUACAGAGUUGACUUGGCUCUAUUUUAUAGACAUUUCAUGGGAAGAGAUGAAACAUUAACAGAUGGAAAAACAUAUGAUGCUUUUGUGUCUUACCUAAAAGAAUGUCGACCUGAGAAUGGAGAGGAGCACACCUUUGCUGUGGAGAUUUUGCCCAGGGUGUUGGAGAAACAUUAUGGAUAUAAGUUAUGCAUAUUUGAAAGGGACGUAGUACCUGGAGGAGCUGUUGUUGAUGAAAUCCAUUCAUUGAUACAGAAAAGCCGGAGACUAAUCAUUGUCCUAAGUAAAAGUUAUAUGUCUAAUGAAGUCAGGUACGAACUCGAAAGUGGACUCCACGAAGCACUAGUGGAAAGGAAAAUUAAAGUAAUCUUAAUUGAAUUUACACCUGUCACUGACUUCACAUUCUUGCCCCAAUCACUAAGGCUUUUGAAAUCCCACAGAGUUCUGAAAUGGAAGGCUGAGAAAUCUCUGUCUUAUAACUCAAGGUUCUGGAAAAAUCUACUUUAUCUGAUGCCUGCAAAAGCAGUCAAGCCAUGCAGAGACGAGUCAGAAGUCUUGCCUGUUCUUUCACAGUCCUGAUCUUCAGAAGAGCGGAGUGUAAGAAAGAACUCUUGACACUCUGGGGAUUGAGUCUAUGAGCCUGUUUACAACAAAUGGCCUUAUUCAAAAUAUUUAACUCUACUCUGUGAAAAUCCUACUCACAGUUUGAAGAUGACGCUUGUCGUGAGGUUGCCAGGGAUACGACUAAACACUGAGCUGUGGUCAUGUGCUGCCAGAAGACCCUGGAAUUCAAAAGAAAUGGAUCUUCUGUUUCUCCCUCUUCCAUAAGUGGGUGCAGGUGCCCAUACUCAAUACGCUUACUCAAAACCCUGAGGCUGGGCACAGUGCAAAAUAACUCUCGCAUUACAACAAGGGUGCAUUUUUAAGAGAUUUUAAUGCUAAUUAUUGAACUAAAGGGCUUUAAGUUCAUGAAGUGGCAUUUUCUAUGAGCCAGUAGGUGACACAGUAACUGGAAUGGUGCCUUCACUCUCCCGUAAUAGCUACCUACCUCGACACACCCCAGACCGUGCCUGGGACGUGGGAGAGGGCUGGCAGGGAUGCGCGCAGAGCAGGGGAGUGAGGUGUGAGGCUGCUGUCACAGGACCUUGGCCUCAGGAUGUGUUUACUGUAUCUGGGUCACAGCUGCAGGCCCACGGUUCUUGGAACCCCACCAAGGUGCUGCACGGAGCUUGCUUAAUUGGGCCUGUUUGCGGGAACUUCUUAAAAGGAACCCAAAACAACUUUUUGUCUUUUACGAGAAACACAAAUUUUAAUUCAAAUAAUUUUCUUGGUCUUUCAAAAAUGGUC
This is a messenger RNA of Ceratotherium simum simum (southern white rhinoceros), 2497 nucleotides long. It is a transcript of the gene IL18R1, whose product is annotated as interleukin 18 receptor 1. Gene Ontology annotation, molecular function: interleukin-18 binding; interleukin-18 receptor activity. The record is from RefSeq and is a predicted model, not a curated record. Gene Ontology annotation, biological process: interleukin-18-mediated signaling pathway; positive regulation of type II interferon production. Lineage: Eukaryota; Metazoa; Chordata; Mammalia; Perissodactyla; Rhinocerotidae.